AUGUUACUGGCAGCGGUGACCGCAACACUUGCCGGGUUCCAGGCCUUCACACUCCCCAUCCUUACCGCAACACUUGCCGGGUUCCAGGCCUUCACACUCCCCAUCCUUACCGCAACACUUGCCGGGUUCCAGGCCUUCACACUCCCCAUCCUUACCGCAACACUUGCCGGGUUCCAGGCCUUCACACUCCCCAUCCUUACCGCAACACUUGCCGGGUUCCAGGCCUUCACACUCCCCAUCCUUACCGCAACACUUGCCGGGUUCCAGGCCUUCACACUCCCCAUCCUUACCGCAACACUUGCCGGGUUCCAGGCCUUCACACUCCCCAUCCUUACCGCAACACUUGCCGGGUUCCAGGCCUUCACACUCCCCAUCCUUACCGCAACACUUGCCGGGUUCCAGGCCUUCACACUCCCCAUCCUUUUCCUUGCAAUACAACCUCAGGGCUUUCCCGAUGCAGGGAAGUCGUCCCGGCUAGCAGCAGUAACCGUAGUGCGGCCGGAAAUAGCAGACUACCCGUUCGCGACCCUCAUGCUGCUGCUGCUAUCCCCCCUCCUACCUUUGACUCCUGCUCCUCCUCCCGUCCCCUAUCAGGGCUUCCCCAAUGCAGGGAAAUCGUCCCUGCUAGCAGCGGUAACCGCAGCACGGCCGGAAAUAGCAGACUACCCGUUCACGACCCUCAUGCCUAACCUGGGCCGCAUGCCUGCCGACCCUGCUGGUCCGGAUGGGGGGUUUGGCGACGGACCUACCCUGGCGGAUCUGCCAGGGCUGAUCGAAGGGGCGCAUGUGGGGAAGGACCUGGGUCGCAUGUUCCUGUGCCCCCUGCGCCACACCACACCCGAGUGCUGCUGCACCCCCAACCUCCCUUUCCCCGCCACCUCCCUUCCCUGCUACCUCAUGCUUGAUGCUUCUCAACUACCCUUCUCCCUCCCAUCCUCUUCCCCUCUUUCUCAUCAGGGCCUGGGGUGCAUGUUCCUGUGCCACCUGCACCACACCCGAGUGCUGCUCCACGUGCUCGAUGCGUCGUCCCAACCUCCCUUCUCCGCUUUGUCCUUCCUCCCUCCCGUCCUCCUCCGCUUCCCCAUUCUCAUCAGGGCCUGGGCCGCAUGUUCCUGCGCCACCUGCGCCACCUGCACCGCACCCGAGGUCUGGGUCGCAUGUUCCUCCGUCACCUGCCGCCGCACCCGGGUGUUACUUCAUGUGCUCGAUGCCUCUUCUCAUUUGUUCGCUUCCAACCAACCGUCCCUCUCCGCCCAACCUUGCCUCUUCCUCCAAUUGCAUGUCUCGCUGCCACAUCCCCAUCAGGGUCUGGGUCGCAUGUUCCUGCGCCACCUGCACCGCACCCGCGUGCUGCUGCACGUGCUCGAUGCUUCUUGUAGAGAGGGCCUGGGCCGCAUGUUCCUCCGCCACCUGCGCCGCACCCGCGUGUUGCUGCAUGUGCUCGAUGCCUCUGCGCCCGAUCCCAUACAUGACUACGUGGUGUUGAGAGAGGUGGGGAGUGGUGUGGAUGGUCAUGGUAAGGGGUAG
Closterium sp. NIES-65 is the source of this 1527-nucleotide messenger RNA. The record is from the annotation of a GenBank genome assembly. NCBI's taxonomy places the organism in Eukaryota, Viridiplantae, Streptophyta, Zygnematophyceae, Desmidiales, Closteriaceae.